GGAGCGCUUCCGGGUUGGCCCGCGCCUCCAGCCCUCGCCGUCUGGGACGGCGGACUGCCGUACGGGCGCCUUGUCUGUCCCGGACUGAGCGAGCAGCGAGUGAGCGAGCGCCCGCCGGCCAGCAGCGCGCCGGUCCCGGCAGCAGGAGGCCCGGGGGCGGCGGGUCGCGCCGCUCCGCUCCGCCCUGCCCGGCUGCGGCAGGAGCCUCAGUCCCCUCGCCGGCUGCAGUGCUGGAAGCCGCUUGCCGGCACUAAGGAUCCGGGCGGACGGGAGCCCUCUUCCCCGGCCCCCUGCCCGCCCCGCCGGGGAGGGCGGAAGAUGCCGGUGAAGAAGAAGAGGAAAUCCCCAGGGGCCUCGGCCGUGGCGGAAGACGGGGCGCUCAAAAAGUGUAAAAUCUCCAGAUGUUACCAUUAAAAGAAGAUGGUAGCCAGCAUUAUUAAGAGGAGAUACUGAGAGAACCCUCCUUAAAGAGGAAAUCUGCUAAAUGUGAGCUAUUGCAGAUCCCAACCCCCUGCUAGACUAAUAAGUGGAGAGGAACAUUUUUCAAGCAAGAAGUGCCUGGCUUGGUUUUAUGAGUAUGCAGGUCCUGAUGAAGUUGUAGGGCCAGAAGGAAUGGAAAAAUUUUGUGAAGACAUCGGUGUUGAGCCUGAAAAUAUUAUUAUGUUAGUUUUAGCGUGGAAAUUGGAGGCUGAAAGCAUGGGAUUUUUUACCAAGGAAGAAUGGUUAAAGGGAAUGACAUCAUUACAGUGUGACUGCACAGAAAAACUACAGAACAAAUUUGACUUUUUGCGCUCACAGUUGAAUGAUAUUUCAUCAUUUAAGAAUAUCUACAGAUAUGCCUUUGAUUUUGCAAGGGAUAAAGAUCAAAGGAGCCUUGAUAUGGACACCGCUAAAUCUAUGCUGGCUCUGCUGCUGGGAAGGACGUGGCCGCUGUUCUCAGUAUUUUACCAGUACCUAGAGCAAUCGAAGUAUCGGGUUAUGAACAAAGACCAGUGGUACAAUGUAUUAGAAUUCAGUAGAACCGUCCAUGCUGAUCUUAGUAACUAUGAUGAAGAUGGUGCUUGGCCCGUUCUUCUCGAUGAAUUUGUUGAGUGGCAGAAAGUUCGUCAAACAUCAUAGCAACAACUACUAUGAAGAAAAUGCAAACCUUUUGAAUCUCACAUGCAUACAAGCUUAUGAGAUGAGGGAAAAAGACUCAAAGGGUGCAUUUUCAUUCACAUGAAAGACCUCCUCAUAGUAUCUUUUUUCCCCCUUUUUAAAGGGAAUUGUUCUUGUUACAUGUGAUAGGCACUGAGCCACACCUCUCUGAGACUGAAUAUUGAGGUUUUUGUUUUAUGUUUAUAACAUUUAUUUCAGAACAAUAAAGAUUCAGAUUUGUGACAAAGGCCUUAAAGUAAA
Molecule: messenger RNA, 1398 nt
Organism: Erinaceus europaeus (western European hedgehog)
Lineage: Eukaryota; Metazoa; Chordata; Mammalia; Eulipotyphla; Erinaceidae
Gene: DCUN1D5
Product: defective in cullin neddylation 1 domain containing 5
Exons: 9
Coding region: 613-1119 (168 amino acids)
Biological process (GO): protein neddylation; positive regulation of ubiquitin-protein transferase activity
Cellular component (GO): ubiquitin ligase complex
Molecular function (GO): ubiquitin conjugating enzyme binding; ubiquitin-like protein binding; cullin family protein binding
Source: RefSeq, a predicted model, not a curated record